Messenger RNA from Pectinophora gossypiella (pink bollworm), 2004 nucleotides. RefSeq names its product histone acetyltransferase type B catalytic subunit (gene Hat1). Gene Ontology annotation, biological process: subtelomeric heterochromatin formation. NCBI's taxonomy places the organism in Eukaryota, Metazoa, Arthropoda, Insecta, Lepidoptera, Gelechiidae. Bases 307 to 1527 code for a protein of 406 amino acids. Gene Ontology annotation, cellular component: nucleus. The transcript has 8 exons. Gene Ontology annotation, molecular function: histone binding; histone H4 acetyltransferase activity. The record is from RefSeq and is a predicted model, not a curated record.
UAUUAGCUUACUUCACUUCAUUCUUUCACAGCUUGAUAGUAGGAUAGAAAAUGAAACUUGAAAACUAUUUUAAUGAUAAAAUAACAUUGUGUCUUACGUUUCUUCGAUAAAAAAUAUUUUAUUUCGUAUUUUCGACCACGUAUUUACGAAUAAUUGAGUGUUUUACUAUAAAAAGGCGGGAUCAAUCCAGUCGCUGUACUGUAAAAAAACGUUGGUCAUACAUUUGCACAUUUUGCGCGGGAACUCAUUACGCGAAUUAAAAUUUCGUAUUAUUAUUGAUUUUGUACUAUAUUUCUACUUUUCGAAAUGACUGACGCUCUGUGCCAUUUAGUAGUGGACGGUAAUGAGGUGAUGGAGAUUAAAUUAGUGAGGUCUGCAGAGGAUAUUGAGAAAGAUGAUUGUAGUUUCGCCCCAGAAAUGUGUCACCAAGUGUUCGGGGAGAACGAAAAUAUAUUUGGCUAUUCAGAUUUGCAGAUUCGUUUGUAUUACAGUGCAGGAAGCCUUCAAACAUAUCUGGGCAUUGAAUACACGGAUAAGAUUGAACCAAGUAAAUCUGAGGGAUUGAAAGCGGAUGACGUAGAAGGAGCUCUAAAAAAAGUUUUGGCACCGGGUUACACCACCAACUUAGAUCAAUUUGUGUCUUUGUUGAAAAAGGAUGAAUCUUUUACACCUUAUGGGCGGUUGUUAUAUGCAUUUACAGUUACACCACGUGAUGGUGAAGAUAAACGUACAUUUGAAGUUUAUUAUACUGAAACAUCCACUUCAAACUUCCUGUCCUUCCAUCAACGUCUGCAGACGUUCCUGUUGUGGUAUGUUGAUGCUGCUUCAUUCAUAGACGUUGAUGAUGACCAGUGGACAUUCUUUACAGUGUACGAGAAAUACCAGUCAGAGGAAGGUGGAUGGCGAUAUGCAACAGCAGGAUAUGCUACAGUAUACCGGUACUAUGCAUACCCCCACCACAUUCGUCCCCGUGUGUCACAAGUACUUGUUCUACCUCCAUUCCGUAAAAUGGGGGUGUGUGCACAUCUUUUGCAGACUAUUUAUUCCCAUUUUGUAACUCUCCCAGAAGUAGUUGAUAUUACUGUGGAAGACCCUUCAGAAGACUUUCAAAGAAUUAGGGAUUAUGUAGAUGCCAAGAACUGUCAGUCACUACCAGCUUUCCAGCCUGCAAAGAUAUUUCAAGGCUUUUCUACGGAGAUGGCCAAUCAAGCUUGUAGCAAGUACAAAAUAAACAAAAAGCAGACUCGACGUGUCUAUGAGAUUCUUCGCCUGAAAAACACCAAUACCUCUGACAAGACUGCUUAUCUCAGCUAUAGACUGGAUGUCAAGAACAGACUCAAUGCACCAUUUCAGAAAAAGAAGCUGGAAAUGAAAAAGCUACAGAAAGUGCUUAAACCAGAAGAGUAUGCAGCAACAUUAACUGCCACUGGAGUAGGCGAGACCCAGAACCGCCUCGCCAGUCAUUACCAGACUUUGGAGCAUGAAUAUCGUCGGGUUAUUCACAGGAUGGAGAUGGAUUUCGAUUGAUCAAUUAUAGGCAUAAAACAUUUUAUUUUAACUCUGGUCCAAAAAAUACAAAUGAAAUAUUAAUUUUCAGUCACCAGUUUUAAUGAUUGUAUAAUAAAAUGAAUUUGUAAAAUAGAUUCUGUCAAAAAAUUGUUGUAUUCAUCUUUUGUCUUAUUUUAUUCUUGAACAUGAUUGUAACUGUUGUGUUUUGAAUUACUUUAUAUGCAAUUAAUGAUGUUUGUGAUUGAUUAUGCUUCAUUUUAUGUAUUAUUAUAAUUAAUUUGAAUUUAUCACUAGCCCACUGAUGAGUUAUGAUUACAUUUGUUAGAUUACAAUUCUGUCGCCAGUCUUAAUAAAUGAUAGAAAUACAAAUAAAUCUGGCAAGUGAUGGAUUGACCAACCUCAGGAGGACAACUUGUUACAUUCAUCACAUUUAAAUAUGCUCACUUUUAUAUCUUUUUUACGAUGCCUAUCGCUGAAUACAAUAUCUAAUUAUUA